GAUGGCUAACGCAGUUACUCCGGUGUCGAAUCGCUUUCCACAUCAAAUUCAAUUUGAUAGAAAAAAAGUGCUGGGUGAAGGGAAUUCAUCAGUUGUGUAUAAAGGUUCUUACGAAAACCAAAAUGUUGCCGUCAAGAGAAUUGUGUUGAACCCGAGCAUAAAUGGCGAUGAUGAAAAUUUCGAAGCCCGAAUGAAACUGGACCACGAAAACGUUUUAAAACUUCUAGCAGUUGAAGAGGAUCGUGAUUUCAGAUAUUUCGUACUGGAAUUGUGCGACGCAUCCCUUUCUCAAUUCUUUGAAAAAAAAUAUAAUGGACCACAGCUGCCGCCCGAUGGAGAAGUGAUGUACCAAAUUGCUGAUGGCCUGGAAUAUAUCCACUCGCAAAAAUUGGCCCAUCGCAACAUCAAACCUGAAAAUAUUCUGAUAUCCACCAAGAGCCAAAUGAAGUUGGCUGAUUUCGGUUUGAGCCAAAAAAUCGAAAGUAAGUGUUACGUAACUGGACCGAAAGGGGUUCUUUUAUGGAAGGCACCUGAACAGUUUCAAGCUGAUCGCGAAGAUAUUGAAAUUGAAAUCGCACAAAAGAGUGACGUUUUCUCGUGUGGUUGCGUCUUUUUCGUUUUUCUCAUGCGAAAAAACGACGGGAUGCACCCGUUUGGCGACUUAGUCGACCAUCUCCAGAUUUACGCCAACAUUCAAAAGGGGAAUUCAAUUAACAUUAACAAAGCAAAGGAUAAUCACCCCCUAGAGGGUGAACUCAUUCAAAAAAUGAUUCAACGUGACCCGAUAAAAAGAAAAACGUCAAAGGAUGUGAAAUACGAAAUAGAAGUUAUGCUUCCGAAACUGAAUUAAAAAUGGCGAUAUUUGAGAUUGAUAAAGGUAAUAUCCUUGGUGUAGGACAAUCAGCAUGUGUUUUCUCCGGAACUUUUAAGAGUAGAACAGUCGCCAUUAAGAGGAUUGUAUUAACACCGUCGUUAACCGAAGACGAACUCAAGUCACAAAAGGAACUUGAUCACAAGAACGUUCUAUCAAUUCUGGCAGUUUUAGACAAUAUUGAUUUCAGGUGCAUUUUACUUGAAUUGUGCUCUGGAUCUCUUUAUCAAGUCAUUACAAAAACUUUCAAUGGAACACCGCUAUUACCGUCCGAUAGAGACGUCGUGUAUCAAAUUGCCGAUGGUCUCGACUACGUGCAUUCAAAAAACUUGGUCCACCUUGAUAUCAAACCUGAAAAUAUUCUGAUUUCCAUGAAUGGCCAAAUGAAGUUGGCUGAUUUUGGAUUGUGCAUGAAAACUAAUGAAAAAGGAAUUUGCAUUCUAAGAGGACCAGUUAGAGGGACUUACUCGUGGAUGGCGCCAGAAGUAUUCCCAUCAAGAGACAGCUAUAAGGAUCAGUCCAAAGUA
Molecule: messenger RNA, 1398 nt
Organism: Daphnia pulicaria
Lineage: Eukaryota; Metazoa; Arthropoda; Branchiopoda; Diplostraca; Daphniidae
Product: serine/threonine-protein kinase/endoribonuclease IRE1-like
Exons: 5
Coding region: 2-850 (282 amino acids)
Biological process (GO): protein phosphorylation; IRE1-mediated unfolded protein response; intrinsic apoptotic signaling pathway in response to endoplasmic reticulum stress
Cellular component (GO): IRE1-TRAF2-ASK1 complex
Molecular function (GO): protein serine/threonine kinase activity; ATP binding; RNA endonuclease activity
Source: RefSeq, a predicted model, not a curated record